Messenger RNA from Hydatigera taeniaeformis, 1848 nucleotides. The record is from the annotation of a GenBank genome assembly. NCBI's taxonomy places the organism in Eukaryota, Metazoa, Platyhelminthes, Cestoda, Cyclophyllidea, Taeniidae.
AUGGCCCUGGGAUGUGCUAGGAGUCCUCGGAGACUGUUAAGUAUGCUUAUUGUUGGCUUGACAGGUGGUAUUGCGACCGGUAAAUCGACUGUAUCAGACAUAUUAAAGGAGAAGAAUGUUGCUGUUAUUGAUGCCGAUGCAAUAUCAAGAGAUCUUGUUGACCACGAUAGACAAGUACAGAGAGGUAUCCUCAAGGCUUUUGGACCUGCAGUUUUUAAUGAGGACGGAACUCGUGUGGAAAGAGAUAAGCUAGGGGAAAUCGUUUUCGCUGACCCUGAAAAACGGAAGGCUCUCAAUAGGAUCGUGCACCCUGUUGUGUUCAGACGUAUUGCUGUUCAGAUUCUACGCAAUUUCUUCUCAGGACAGGCCAUUGUCAUUCUUGAUAUACCAUUGCUGUUUGAAACUCGAACAAUGUUGUGGUUUAUAUCGGAUAUAAUCGUCGUUUCUUGCUCCCCCGAAGUUCAACUUUCCCGUCUCCUGAAGCGCAAUCCUGAUCUCUCUCGCGACGCUGCGCUUGCCAGAAUUGCUGCGCAGAUGCCCCUAGCAAACAAAGUUGCACGUGCUACCAUCGUAGUAGACAACGAGGCAGAUGGAAACUUUGCCAGUCUGGCUGAACAAAUUGAUACCUGUUUGGAGAUGUUGCAACGAAAAGCAGUUGGACGCUUUCGGCUGAUGGUGGCACUGUGUACUUGCGCUUUGGUUGGACUUGCUUCAGUAACAGAGCUGUCAGAUGUAGAACUGCAUGAACUUCGCAAAACUGAUGCCUGGCUCCCCUCAGAGGCGACACGUCAGUGCCUGCUGGGGAGUGGUAACUGCGGUUUAGCGUCUACCACUCCACGCCUUCUUGCUCCACCUUCCCCGAUCGAUACAGCCGAUCCGAUUCGCCGAUUACUUGUCAAUCGGUACCGAUCUGAUGCGCGUGCUGAUAAUAUUCGUCCCAUUAUUACCGCUGAUUUGGUUUCACAGGACUGUGAUGGUCUCGUUGAGCUUAUCAAGGGUCGAUGGUAUAAUGCCGCCUUGGAUUUAACAGGUCGUCUUCUAAAUAUUUGUGGUUUCGCCUCUGAUACUGGGGCCACGUUGACUCCAUUUUCAUCUCAACUCUGGCUGGUGCGUUUUGUGCUUUUGAAACAGACCCAACAAUUUGACCUGUUGGAGCGCGAAUUGGCAGCCUUUGAUAGGCUGGACAAUCCUGACAUCUACUUCGAACAUGCACCUAACCUUUAUCCCCGUCGUAAAGGCUCAAUGAUCCCCUUCUCGAUGCGACUACUUCACGCAGAAUUACCGCAUUAUUUGAAUCGAUCAGGAGAGGCUCUUGAUCGUCUCUACUUCCUCGCUGCCGUCGUAGCUCGAAUUGGAGAUGUUGAUUCAGCCGAGGAAAUGUUCAAAGAGGCCUUGAAAGAUGCUCCUUCGGACCUGAUUUCGACAAGGAUUCAAUGGCUCAUGUAUAGCGCUAUGCUUCAGAUCGGCAACGGCCAUUUCGAUGCAGCUAAAAGGCUAUUUCGUGAGGUGUUGGAAUUGGAUCCAUCAAAUGUUGCAGCCGCCAACAACCAGGCUGUGUGUUCUCACUAUAUUGGUCAGAUGGACGAGAGUCUGCGUAUUCUAGAAACCCUGACGACACCGACGCAAUAUCAGCUAAAAAACCAGCCAGAUCUGGCGGCAGGCGGAAAGCCGCCACAGUCAUUGGUGGAGGGACCGGUGCUACACGAAGCUAUAGUAUCGAAUCUGUCGACUCUCCUUGAUGCUGAAUCGGACCUGGCGACCACCCGCAAAAUGAGCCUUCUUGAACGCGUUGCUAUGGUGUCAGGUGAUCGCGUCCCUCCAAGCGCGUUUAAGCUUAAAUUUGUUUAA